GCUCUAUCAACACUAAAUAUCUCUUGACUGCACAUUUAAUUUGUCAAUUCAAUAUGUGUACAGUAUAGUUAAUUGUCGAUUGAAGACGUCGCAUCCGGUUAAGAUUAAUGUUACGAAGGUGUAACGUCAUGAGAGAGUUUCGACCCUUGAACUUCCUGAAACUUGUGACGCAAAUAUAAAGCCUGCGAGGGAAAGUUUGCACGUUCUUUGCAGGUUGUUGACAUUUCAGUCUGUUUUAUUUCGACUGGUCCUAUUUGUGUCUUGCAGUUUUUUAAUUUGAAACUAACGGAGGUCUUAGUAAAACAAUGAAUGUUCAAAAGUAUUUGGCACGUAUCGGCUGUUCUGGUCCAUCGUCUCCGACAUUGGACACAUUGCGGAGCGUUCACCUCAAUCAUUUAUACACGGUGCCCUUUGAAAACCUCACUAUUCAUAUCGGAGAACGGGUCAGGCUUGAACUGCCACAUCUUUAUGAAAAAAUCGUGUCCAUGCGCCGUGGAGGGUUCUGCUUUGAAAUGAAUGGACUCUUUUCUUGGCUGCUGUCUCAGUUGGGCUUUGACGUGACUAUUCUCUCCGGACAGGUGAGGAAUCGGUUCACCGGUGUUUACGGACCUCCCUUUGACCAUUUUAUUACAAUGGUGAAGCUGAAUGGGCAUAGAUGGCUCUGUGACGUAGGGUUUGGUUCAGGAUUCCAGCUUCCUCUGUCUCUUGAGACAGACAGUCCCCAAGUACAGAGCCAUGGGGUGUAUCGGCUUAGAUCUCAGGGAAAAUAUAUUUUCAUGGAAAUGAACUCUGAGACUGAGGUACCAGUGAGUCCAGAAGUCUAUUGUUGGAAGGAACUGUACAAAUUCACCCUGGAACCCCGUGAAAGAGAUGAUUUCAAAGCCAUGUGUGAAUACCAUCAGACUUCUGCAAGCUCACUUUUCUUCUGUAAGUCACUCUGUUCACUCUUAUUGCCCACUGGAAGAAUUACAAUCAUGGGCCGCAAGUUGACUGUUACCAGCUUGGCCUCAAAGGACCAAGAGCACACUACAAAAACCAAAGAAGAACUUUCAGAUGACGAAAUCACUGAGAUUCUGAGGGAGAGGUUCGGAAUUGUUCUUCCAUCUCCACUCACUCCAAAAGAUGUUGAAAUCACGCCACCACCAGCUAUUUAUUAACAAAUUGACAUGAUAAUUAUACUUGUACAAAUUGAUAUUGAAAUACUUGAUAUAAGCAAGGAAACGUUUAAAUCAAAUGUAUGUUACGUAUGAAAUUAAUCUGCACUGUAUGUCUAAAUCAUUAUUUAACACAUUGUUAAUUGAAUGCUGUUAAAUUGUUUGAUUUUAUACUGAUGUGCUGUUUUAUUAUUAACACUAAAUAAAGCAAAUAUAUAUAUUUUAA
Molecule: messenger RNA, 1380 nt
Organism: Triplophysa dalaica
Lineage: Eukaryota; Metazoa; Chordata; Actinopteri; Cypriniformes; Nemacheilidae
Product: arylamine N-acetyltransferase, pineal gland isozyme NAT-3-like
Exons: 1
Coding region: 306-1157 (283 amino acids)
Molecular function (GO): acetyltransferase activity
Source: RefSeq, a predicted model, not a curated record